Molecule: messenger RNA, 3743 nt
Organism: Ilyonectria robusta
Lineage: Eukaryota; Fungi; Ascomycota; Sordariomycetes; Hypocreales; Nectriaceae
Product: glycosyl hydrolases family 2, TIM barrel domain-containing protein
Exons: 3
Coding region: 205-3342 (1045 amino acids)
Biological process (GO): lactose catabolic process
Cellular component (GO): beta-galactosidase complex
Molecular function (GO): beta-galactosidase activity; carbohydrate binding
Source: RefSeq, a predicted model, not a curated record
GCCUGCGCUUUACGUUGGGGCUGCGGCGGCCGUUGUGGAACGCUACAGGUGACUUGGCGGCGGGUGGGAGGUUAAAAGGGAGGUUCAACGCGCGCGUGUAAUCCGCGUCUCGUUCAUAUCCUGCUUCUUGAAUAAACCCGGAAUCUUGAUUCUUGAUUCUUGAUUCUUGACCCGGGACAUCUCCAGUUGGUCAAUACUUGCAACAUGAGAGUCGACCAGCGAGGCAUCUCUCCCCAAGAGGACGAGUCCCGCCCAGACUACUGCAACGAGGCCGUCUUCCGCCGGAACUGCCUCCCAACCCGUACCUAUUACAUCCCCGAGACGUCGGUGCUGCUCAAUGGCUCCUGGGACUUCCACAUUGCUUCCACGCCGCUCGAGGCCCCUGAGCCCAAGGACGACGUGGCCUGGGGCAAGCUGAACGUCCCGGGCCAUUGGCAGCUCCAGGGCCACGGCAAGCCUUGGUACACCAACGUGCAAUUCCCCAUCCCCGUCUGCCCCCCGGACGUGCCUACUGAGAAUCCCACCGGUUCGUAUCGACGCACUUUCCGUGUCCCGUCUACGUGGGACGCAAAGUCGCAGCUGAGACUGCGGUUCGAUGGCGUGGACAGCGCGUACCAUAUCUGGGUCAACGGCGUCCUGGUGGGGUACGCCCAGGGCUCCAGGAACCCGUCUGAGUUUGACGUGACUGAAUACGUCAACCGCGAUGCUGCAAACGAGGUGUUCGUGAGAGUGUAUCAAUGGUCCGAUGGUACUUAUAUUGAAGACCAAGAUCAAUGGUGGCUGUCUGGUAUCUUCCGUGACGUGCAUCUCAUUGCGUUUCCCACUGACACCAGGAUUGAGGACUGGUUCUUCCGCACUGAACUCGACGAAAAGUACGAGAAUGCCACGCUCCUGGCCACCGUGGAUAUCCUGGCCCACGAGAAGGGCGACCUGGAGCUUACACUCUCAGAGCGGAACAGCGGCCGCGUCGUUGCAUCUACAUCAGUUCCUGUUGACCAAAACGCCGCUCGCGUGGACAUCAAGCUCGACGUCUCUAACCCCGAGAAAUGGACUGCAGAGACGCCAUACCUGUACAAUGUCGAGCUCUCUCUCAAGACGGGCAGCUCGACCGCCCCGUACACAAUCCAGCAGCGCAUCGGCUUCCGCAAGGUCGAGCUCAAGGACGGCCUCAUGACGGUCAACGGCCAGCGCAUCCGCCUCCGCGGCGUCAACCGCCACGAGCACCACCCGCUGUUCGGGCGCGCGGUGCCGAUGGACUUCGCCAAGAAGGACCUGCUGCUGAUGAAGACGCACAACAUCAACGCGCUGCGCUGCUCGCACCAGCCCAACAACCCCAAGGUGCUGGACCUGUGCGACGAGCUGGGCCUGUGGGUCAUGGACGAGGCCGACCUCGAGUGCCACGGCUUCUACGACGCCAUUGCGCGCCCGCUGGACAUCCCCGAGGAGAUGGACUACGGCGAGCGCAAGAAGCUGACGUUCCCCCAGGCCGCCAAGUUCACCUCGGACAACCCGGCCUGGAAGGCGGCGUACCUCGACCGCAUGGAGUCGAUGGUGCAGCGCGACAAGAACCACACCAGCGUCAUCGUGUGGAGUCUUGGCAACGAGGCUUUCUACGGCGCCAACCACCAGGCCAUGUCUGAGUACGGUCAGAAGUUUGACCCCGGCCGUCUCAUCCACUACGAGGGCGAUGAGCACGCCGUGUCGACGCAGAUGUACAGCUACAUGUACCCAUCGGUCGACCGCCUCAUCAAACACGCCCAGGAAGAGGGCGUAGUUGACGGCAAGUUCGAGAAGCCCAUUGUCCUCUGCGAAUACGCCCACGCCAUGGGCAACGGCCCUGGUCUGCUGGAAGACUACGAGCAGGCCUUCCGCGACUACCCUCGUCUCCAGGGCGGCUUCAUCUGGGAGUGGGCCAACCAUGGAUUGUGGAAGGACGUCGAGGGAGGCGCCGGCUACUAUGCCUACGGCGGUGACUUUGGUGACUUUCCCAAUGACAAGACCUUUGUCAUGGACGGCAUGGUCAACAGUGCCCACCAGCCUACGCCCGGAUUGACCGAGUACAAGAAGGUGAUCCAGCCUGUCCGGUUCGAGUUCAACGACGGAACCAUCACCGUAGAGAACACGUACAACUUUUCCGACCUGAGCCACCUCGCGGCAACGUUUAAACUGGAGGAGUUUGGAAACAAGACACGCCUCCUCACCGCAGGCGCCUUGGACCUCCCAGCCGUGAAGGCGGGAGAGAAGGGCACCAUCGCCAUCCCCGCCGAAGUGCUCAACUACAAGAGCGACGGCGAGGUGCACCUGACUGUGUCGCUGACGCUCAACCACCAAACUUCCUGGGCAGAGAUCGGCCACGAAGUCGCCUGGUCGCAGCACCGCCUCCAAAGCGCAAAGGCCGCAUCACCAGCGCUCCCCAUCUUGCAUAAGCCGUCAUCGAAGCUCCAAGUCGUGACCAAGGGAGCGUCGGUCGUGGUGGCUGGCGAUGAGUUCGUCUUCACCUUCGACCGAGCCCGUGGCGCGUUGAAGAGCUGGACUGCCAAUGGCCGGACGCUCCUCGACGCUGACCCGAAGAGCGGCGUUGCAAUUGCGCCGGCGUUCUGGAGGCCUGGAACUGACAACGAUGUCCCUCAGUCAUUGCCGUACUGGCGAAGAUUCGGAGUCGAUGACCUGACGUCGCAGCUCCGCUCAUGGAAUAUUGAUACGUCCAGUCCCGACAAGACUGUGCUGAAGGCACACACCUUCAUCACCCCGCCCGUCCUUGGUUGGGGAUGGGACUGCGAGAUUGAAUACACAGUGACGGCAGUUGGCGCCCUGAUCGUCAACGCCAGCCGCCUCGCACCAACGGGAUCGUUCCCAUGGCACGUUCCCAGAAUCGGCCUCAACGUCCACGCCAGCAAGGCCCUCGACCAGGUCCGCUGGCUGGGCCUGGGCCCCGGCGAGAGCUACCCGGACAAGAAGUCCUCGCAGCGGGUCGGCGUGUGGGAAGUCGGCUCCGUCUCCGAGCUGCAAGUCCCGUACGACGUGCCGCAAGAAAACGGAAACCGCCUCGAGACGCGGUGGGUGAGCCUGACGGACCCGCGAUCCGAGGGCACCGGGAUCCGCGUCAGUCGGCUGGACGGCGGAGACGACGCCGAGUUCAGCUUCGUGGCCAGCCGCAACAGCGUCGACAACGUGCAGGCGGCCGAGCACCCGCCGGAUCUCGUCGAGGGAGAUGCGACGUACUUGCGGGUGGAUGCCAAGGUUGCUGGUGUUGGCACUGCGGCGUGCGGGCCCGGUGUGAGGGAGGAUCUGUUGGUCAAGACUGAGGAGACCGGGUUCAAGUUUAAGAUAGAACACAUUUAAGCGCACAGGAUUUGUUUAGUGAAUACGAACGAGGUUUGAAGUUCUGACAAAGAGCUCAAUGAUGCAUAGCGUGGAGGCUGUGUGUGUGCCCCUUGGUGAGAUUCAGGCGUUCCGCUGUGCAACGGAGAUGUACGUGAAUGCUGUCGGCGCUUGGCGUAAGGUAGGAUGAGCUGCUGCUUCGCUGUGAGUGGUGUCCAAGCAGGAUUAUCCAAUCCAAUAAAAAAAAUUAGGGAAACAAUAGAUGACGAGGGAGGCAUAUUGCCAAAAAGUGAAGCAUUGAAUUGAUCUCAACAACACAACCGAGAAGCAAAAAGAACUGUCGGUGGAGAGGCUCGAACUCUCGACCUUUGGAUGUCCCUGACCUUUGGUCAAGUCAUAUGUUAUAUGAGACCAACGCUCUA